Molecule: messenger RNA, 4620 nt
Organism: Malassezia restricta
Lineage: Eukaryota; Fungi; Basidiomycota; Malasseziomycetes; Malasseziales; Malasseziaceae
Product: ATP-dependent bile acid permease
Exons: 1
Coding region: 1-4620 (1539 amino acids)
Biological process (GO): transmembrane transport
Cellular component (GO): fungal-type vacuole; fungal-type vacuole membrane
Molecular function (GO): ABC-type peptide transporter activity; ATP binding; ATP hydrolysis activity
Source: RefSeq, a predicted model, not a curated record
AUGGAUUGUGUGGCUGCACCAUGGGACGGGUCAGAUUGGCGUCCAUGCUUCCGUGCCAUGGUGUUAGAUACUACUUUGCCCGUUCUUGUCCUGGCAGUAUGUACUUUUAUGCUGUUUGCAUGGCUGCAUCGACGACGGCACAAGCCACGAGCACCUCCUGCGGCACCACGACACACGCCAACAGAGCGUGUGUUGGAAGCGGAAACAGCCGUGAUUUUAGAAGAAGCCAACUCUCUUGCAAGAGAUGAUCAGGCCUACAGGGAUUCAUUGCGGGCUCCCUCAUAUCUGCGCACAGAUAUGGUGGUCUGUGCUUGUCUUGCUUUAGGGCAGAUCUUGCUUUUCCGUCACACAAACAAGAUAUGGCACAUAUACACACUGUAUGCUUUCCUCUUAUGUGUAUAUGCCUGGUACACACGGCAAUCAUUGUUCUUUUAUAAAUUAGGAUUGGUUGUGCCGUAUGCUAUUGUGACAUGUUUCCACUUGCGGAGCCUAUGGUUGCAAGGUACACUGCACAGCGAAUGGUAUCAGGCAUUGGGUAUACUCGUCGCAUUACUUUCUUUGCUGCUUCGUCGCCGUCUCGAUACGAUUCCGGCCAAGAUGGCAUUUCUUGCCACAAACGACGAAUCCGAACGUGGAACUGUACGUAUAUCCGAAGCUCUUCCUCCAUCUGAGGCCUAUGCCUCUUUAUUGGGACGCAUUACGUAUCUUUUCAUUACGCCUUUUUUGUGGCGUCAGUACUUUGCACCGACAACCUUUGACGCGAUUCCCCAGCUGCCCCUCAAAUAUCGGGCCGCUGUGAUUGUGUCACAUGUCCGCCUAAAUGCCAACAAGAUGCAUACGUCACUUUUGUAUCGCCUUUGGCUUGCUCUUGGCUCUACGACCACGCGGCAAAUUACGUUGUCUUUCUUUCGCGCUUGCUUCCGUAUCGUCCCUAUCGCUUGUUUAUCACAGCUUCUUGACUUUGCAUCACGGCGUGACGAUGCCAAAGCUCGUGGCGAAGAGCCACCACCAUUACACAUCGGUCUUUUCUGGACAGGUGCUUUGUUUUCCGCCCAGCUGAUUGAGUUCUUGCUGGAGAUGAAUGUAUACCAUGCAGGACGCACUCAGUCUAUUGAGCUGCGCUCCUUCUUAUCGACUGAGCUCUUUUCCAAAAUUUUGCGGCGCGACGUGCUUGGCGCUAAGGCGCCGGAGUCGUCUGCGCGAAUGUCAGAUGGGCAUAUUGCUUCACUUUUGGCUGUUGACAUGUUCAAAAUCGAUUCCUUCAUGGCUUUUGUGCAUCAACCUGUCGUGGAAUAUCCACUCACUAUAUUGUUUUGUUCCCUUUAUCUCUUCCACCUUCUUGGGCCUUCCGCUUUAGUUGGUUUAUCCGUGCUAAUCGUUACUGCGCCGCUUCAGACGCAGUUGUCCAAGUUUAUGGUUCGGGUGCAGGAUAGUAUUCUACAAGCGACAGAUGCCCGACUUGACUUGGUCAACGAAGUGUUCUUGUGCAUCAAAACAGUGAAAUUUUUUGCGUGGGAAAAGCCGUUUCUUGAUCGUUUGUAUGCAUCUCGUGCGAAAGAAUUGGUUAUGCUGGCGCGAAACAAUCUUAUAUCGGUUACAUACAACUUCAUUUUUGUUGGCAUGCCGAUGAUGGUGACAAUUGCUACUUUUGGCACCUAUACCUACGUAUUUGGACAUCCACUUACAGCCAAAACGGCAUUUACGGCGCUUUCGAUUUUUACAUCAUUGCGUUUGCCACUUUCAGAUUUGCCAGAAAUGAUUGUUUUGAUGCUAGGUGCGAUUGUCUCCGUGCGUCGCAUUGAUGCUUUUCUCAAGACGCAAGAUACAAGCAAGUAUGAGCAGCUCCAAGCAACAAACGAAGAUGUUCACCCAGCUACUUCCUAUUUGGGCUUUCACAAUGCCACCUUUGCUUAUAACCCGCAAGACCCACAUUCUUUUCGACUGUCUCGACUUAACUGUCGCUUUCCUAUCGGUAAGCUGAGCGUGGUUUUGGGACCAGUCGGGUCAGGUAAAACCUGCCUGCUCCUGUCUCUUAUGGGUGAGGUUCAUCGUCUUGAGGGGACCACUUUCACGCCGUGUCCCGCUAAUCGCAGUAUGCUUCGAUCCGAUCCCCAAAUGAAUCUUACAGAAUCAGUCGCUUAUUGUACUCAAAAUGCUUGGCUUCUUGGUACAACUGUGCGUGAGAAUAUUUUGUUUGGAACCGAGUACAAUGAGGAAAGAUAUCGUGAAGUUCUCUAUGCCUGUGCCCUUGAGCCUGACUUGGACAUCUUAGAACACCACGAUGAGACCGAAGUAGGUGAAAAAGGUACUUCUCUCUCUGGCGGACAAAAGGCGCGGAUUGCACUGGCUCGUUCAUUUUACUCCUACGCCAGGCAUAUCCUCAUCGAUGAUGCGCUUAGCGCUGUUGACGCGCAGACUGCUGAGCAUUUGUAUCAUCACUGCUUCCAUGGUCCACUUGCUAAAGAUCGCACAAUUGUGCUGGUAACCCAUUCUGUAUCUUUGGUCUUGCCUACUGCGGUCUAUGCGGUUGUGAUGGAUAAUGGGCGCAUAUCAGCAGAGGGAAAGCCCAUGGACUUAAUUCAAACAGGUCGGAUCAAUUCGACAUUGCAGGAUCCUGUUCCGGUUGCGCCUUUUUUCCAAGCAGAAAACAGUGCAUCAUCAGAGCAAGAAGCCAAGUGGAAAGCAGUAAACAAACGACGUGCUCGUAAAAACAAGUUUGCAAAUGCAGAGUCGAUUGAUCGCAAGGCUCGAGGCAUGGAGCUUUAUGUUUUAUACAUGAAGUCUGCUGCUCAGCACACGUCUAUCGCAGUGGGACUGUGGCUGCUUCUGCUUUGUAUGUACGUCAUUGUACGCACAUCGGAUAUAAUGAGCAAUGCAUGGCUUAAAAAAUGGGCAAGCACUUACGAAACUGAUGUGAGUGCAUUUGACUACUUGGUCCAAAUGUUGCAUAUAUUCCAUGAAGAGCCAGCACCAGGUAUGGACCGGACUAAAUACUACCUCUUUCAUUAUAUUCUCUUGGUAUUUUUGUUUAUUCUUGUGUCCACACUGCGUGACUUACUACAGUAUUAUAUCUCGCUUCGUGCUUCUCGCCUCUUGUAUUCGCGGGUGCUUCAUGGUCUCUUGUAUGCCUGCCCUCGAUUCUUUGAUGUGACACCCAUUGGUCGUAUUAUGAACCGCUUAUCGAAAGAUGUUGAAACAGUGGAUCAAGAUAUGGCCCCAAGCCUACGAAUGAUGAUUGAAGCAGUGGUCACGUUGGCUGCUAUUCUAGGCAUUAUAUGCUGGGCCACGCCUAGCUUUUUGUAUAUGGCAGGCUUUGUUUUGAUCUUGUACUAUGUGAUUGCCUCAUUGUAUCUUGGUUCAUCUCGGGAACUGAAGCGUAUUGAGAGUGUGGAACGUUCACCCCUUUUCACGCUAUUAGGAGAGACAUUAGCGGGUACCAUUACUAUUCGCGCGUUUGGUGACAGUGAACGUGUCAUUCGCCGUUGCUUACACGUGGUUGAUCGAACUCACAGAGCUUUUCUGUAUCUAUGGUAUGAAAAUCGUUGGCUGAGUAUGUGUGUGGACUUCAUGGGUGCUAUUGUCACAUGUAUUACAGCUACUUUGCUGGUAACUACUGGAGCUGAUGCGGCCUUGACUGGAUUCACCUUGGCCUACGCGGUUCUUAUUGUACAAACUGUUCUCAGAAUUGUGCGAAGAUAUACUACCACUGAAAUCAAUCUUAACUCGGUAGAGCGCCUUCAAGAAUAUCUUGAUGUUCCUUCUGAAAGCCAAGGCGGAGAAGAACCACCAGCGCACUGGCCAUCGAGCACGGGCAUGAUCCAUGUCCGGGACCUAUCGGUUCGCUACGGUCCCGAGCACCCUCUGGCCCUUUCUCGUGUGACUUUUGAUAUCCAGCCUGGCCACAAGAUCGGCAUUGUGGGUCGCACUGGCAGUGGCAAAUCAACUCUGUCUCUCGCCUUUUUCCGCUUCCUUGAAGCUGAGAAUGGCUCGAUAACGAUCGAUGGCAUUGACAUUUCUCACAUCACCCUCGAGUCUCUGCGCCGUCGUCUCACUAUUAUCCCGCAAGAUUCACAGCUUUUCCGUGGCACCAUCCGCUCAAACCUUGAUCCGUUUGGUGUGUGUGACGAUGGAGACAUGUGGUUUGCCUUGCAGCGUUGCCAACUCGCUGCGACCGGGUCUAGUCCUCGCGUACCUGGCGCAGGAAGCGUCGUCAAGUCAUUGGACGACCCUGUCGAGCAGGGUGGAUCCAACUUCAGUGCUGGACAGCGACAGCUGCUGUCGCUGGCACGUGGCAUGCUCAAGAUGCGGGAGAGUCGGAUCUUGAUAUUGGACGAGAGCACAGCGAAUCUUGAUGCUGAAUCAGAUGCUCUAAUCCAGCGGACAAUCCGUGAGCAGAUGGCGCCUGGCGCAACCAUCCUGACCGUGGCUCAUCGCCUCAAGACGAUCAUUGAUUACGACAAGGUCCUUGUGCUCGGAAAGGGCCGUGUGUUGGAAUACGACUCGCCGUCACGUUUAUUGGCAAAUCCGGACAGCACAUUUCAUAUGCUAUGUGAACGCACCGGUGACUUGGCUCAACUCAAAGCGGCAGCAGACCAAGCACUGGCCACCUCCACACUGUAG